This is a messenger RNA of Mobula hypostoma (lesser devil ray), 1890 nucleotides long. It is a transcript of the gene map6d1, whose product is annotated as MAP6 domain containing 1. Gene Ontology annotation, cellular component: Golgi-associated vesicle; microtubule; cis-Golgi network. Gene Ontology annotation, molecular function: microtubule binding; calmodulin binding. The coding region runs from base 207 to 1070 and encodes 287 amino acids. Gene Ontology annotation, biological process: cytoskeleton-dependent intracellular transport; regulation of microtubule cytoskeleton organization; microtubule cytoskeleton organization. The transcript has 3 exons. NCBI's taxonomy places the organism in Eukaryota, Metazoa, Chordata, Chondrichthyes, Myliobatiformes, Myliobatidae. The record is from RefSeq and is a predicted model, not a curated record.
AGCUCACCGACAGCGCUGGAGAGAGGGAGGGGAGCUGACAUGCGCCGGUUCGCUAAUCUCUCUGCUAAGAUUGCGGAUUUGGACGCGGCUAUGGAGGAGCUAGCAGAGGAGGCUCUCGCAAGGUGAAGGGCGCAUCGUACAGACAAGGCUCCGGGUCUGAAAGCCCUCUUUCUCUCUGCACUGCCUUCUCCUGGGCCGCUUGGGUCAUGGCUUGGCCGUGCAUCAGCAGGGUCUGCUGCCUGUCUCGCUUCUGGAGCCAGUUGGACAAGUCCGACCUCUCGGUACCGCUGACUGUCCAGAAUUAUUCUGAGGUCAUAGAGCAAGAGGUGAGGUCGGUAACCCAGCAAGUCUCAACAGACUCAAUCCUAAAUAACAACGCGCCCCUGGCCCCCGAGCCGAGAACAGAGGCUUCGGUCCAGGAAUCGGUCUCCAGGCACGACUUUAAGUCCUGGACGGUGCGCAAGGAAGCGAGCUGCAAACCCAGGCGGGAGUACCAUCCGUCCGACGUUCCUUUCUCCAGCGACACCCAGUACAAACUGGACUUCAAGGCUUGGCCCAUCCCUAAAAAGGAAAAUUACCCCUGGGUAAAGGCGGGACAGGACCAGCUUUCCAUGCCCAGCAGUUCCAGCGCGCACACGCUCCACCCUGGGCCAACUGCAGACCAGCAGAAAGGAGAGAGACCCCCAAAUCCCAGGGAGCCCGUCCCAAGGCACACCCGGGAGGAGGCGAUCAGACCCGCAGUAAAAACCACCUCCUACAGACAGGAGUUCCAGCCCUGGACUGGAGUUCAAGUGGCCAAACCUGUGAAGGCAAGGCAGAUGUACUCUCCUCCAGGAGAUAAGAUUGUUCUCGAGAGCAGCUACCGGGCAGCUUUCACGGAGGAUGCCUUCCGGCGUGUUGAACCGCUUCAGGUUGCAUCCAGCAAGUCUCAGAACCAAAUAGCUUCAGUGUCGGAGACGGGCAACGUAACAAAGACCGAGAGCUCAGAGCCAGUGGUGAAGACAAAGUUAUCACCAUCAUCGAAUUCCUCGGCAGUGUUCCAGACCCGCUCCCGUGUGCUGAACAUAUAAACCCAGUCACAGCUUCCCCUUCAAAGGAACUGGUCCCAGUGCUGAUGUCAUCAAAGACUAAAGGCAGCCGCAUUAAAUCUGCCUAAACAAACUAUGCAACAUAAGCCCCAAAACAGAGGGCUGCUGGCAUUUGAAGGGACCCUUGCCAGGAUGGUUGUCUCCAGUUGCCUGAUAAAUAUUUGGUAUUGUACAGUAACGGAUUGGGAUUUGAGUAAAUCCUAUUUAAUGUACGUAUGUCUCAUCUGCAUGUUGUGUAAGGAUAGCCUGGCUGAUUGCACACUGAGGGACUUGGACAACAAGCAGUAGAUCAGCCAAUAAAAGUUGAGAGAAAAUUGCCAUCUCUGUGAGUUUUUCUACUGUUGCUGCUGAACCCACUGCAAAGAGCUUGUUCUCCUGCUUAACCAGGAGGGAGAAUUAUUCAUUUUGUCAUUCAUUAACUGAAGCAAAACACACCCCCAGUUUUAACAGAUUUAUCCCCAAAGCCGCCCAGGAGUAUCUUCACAAAAAGGACUGCAGCAGCUCAUCCAACAUCUUUCCAAAGCCAAUUAGGUAUAGGUGAUAGUUAUUUACCUUGUUCUUGGGGCUCUCAUCCUAUAAUUAUAGAACUACUGAAGGACAAGGAAGUCCAGGCUGGUUUGAGUAGAAGAGUCUGUUCAGCCCAACUGUAAUGUUCCUUUCCCUGAGCUCUGAAAGUGAUCUGUCCAUGUAUCUAGUUUACUGUUGAAAGCAGUGAGAUGCUGGACGAUGGUUGUCCAUAUUGGUUGUAGACUGCACCUUUACACACAGUGGAGUUCUUGGCCAGAACCAUGCUCUGCAAAAU